Molecule: messenger RNA, 7415 nt
Organism: Nothobranchius furzeri (turquoise killifish)
Lineage: Eukaryota; Metazoa; Chordata; Actinopteri; Cyprinodontiformes; Nothobranchiidae
Product: E3 ubiquitin-protein ligase PDZRN3
Source: RefSeq, a predicted model, not a curated record
AAUUUUGAAGGCUGCAGUUUGAACACCCCUGCUCUUGUUUUGGCCACUGGGUGGCGCUGUAACAACAGAAGUCCUAAAAAGCUGCGGAUGGAGGGGUUUAUUAGAGAGCGGCAUCAAACUGCAGCAUGUGGCUGUGGGAAACAUUCUGAACGUGAUGAAAUCCUGAAGCUGAGCAGCGUGCAUGCUGCUGCUUCGGGUCAGAACCGCACUUCUGGGUCCGAACCACUCUGACUGCAAUCUCAGAGAUGAGGUGGAAAUGAGGGAUGGAAGCAAAAAGCACAAAGCAGCAAAAACAGGGUGAUGACAGAGAAAUGCAGGAGAGAGAAACCCUGAAUGGACACAACUGACUCUGCUCUCAGCCAAUCAGAGUGUCCGCCUCCCCCCUUCCUGCAUCCGGGCUCUGUGAUUGGAUAACAGGGGCAGAAAUGCAGAGACUCAGGAACAUAAAGACGAAGAAGCAGCUGGAUAAAGACGGCCCGCUGCUCCUUCAUGAUGGAGGUGUUUACCACGAUGGGCCUGAAGCCCACUGACUGCUGCAGCUGCUGUUCGGCCCACGGCAUUAUGGGAGCUGGAGUCCUCCAGGUGGCGCAGGAGGAGGACUGAUCUGCAGAGGAUUGUGGGUCAGCAGAGUUUGGAGAUGUGAGGUGGUGGGCGGACGGCUUCCAGCAAACUCUUGUUUCUUUCCUUCCUGCUGCAGUUUCUCCCUCAUCUCUUCUCUGUUCCCCUCACUCCCCACUUCAUCUCCCCCUCCUCUCUCCUCCAUCUCCCCCCCCCGACUCCACCUGCUCAAGGAGAAGCCAGGAUGGGUUGUCGUCUCACUCGGACUAAGGCGAAGACUCUUGACCCGUCUCAUCACCGACGCCGGGAGGAGCUGCACUACGUGGACGAGUAUGGACAGCAAAUCACUGUACAGGUUGACAGUAAAAGAGGGCGUGGCCAUGGGAGGAGGCGGUCCCACUGCGCAGUUGAAUGCAACCUCCCAACAGAGAGACGGUGGGAGGCCCUGAGAGCCAUGGGGCUGGUGGAGGGGGAGGAGGGCCAGGGAGGAGUCUAUGGAGCAGGGACCUAUUAUGGACACAUGACCGUGUCACCUGACCUGUACCCUACCAACAGCCACCUGAUGAUGUCACCUGAUGUCUAUUCACCCAGUGGGUACCUCCCUACACCACUAAGCCACCAGCACCCCGGCUACCUGCCCACUGUCUCCUACAGCUUGGACCAACUGGACAGGCUGGACUACCAGGGUCCGGAGCUGUUGCCCUAUCAGCCAAACUCAGAAAGCUGUCUGAUUGGCUGCUACAGCCCAGAUGAGCUGAAGCCGAAGAGUUUCCCCCGACAGUCGGACUACCGUCCUACCUGGAGGCCUGAGCGACACCUUGGCUACCUUCCCCUCAGCGAGUUGGACAGUGGGUUAGGCUGUGGGCCGGACAGCCCACACCACAGGGUGGCGCUCUCGGAAGCUGAGACGGAUGCCAUGUCAUCACUACCUGGCCACACCCCUUCCUCCAAAGGCUCCUCCUCUUCGUCUGAGUCCCUAAUCUCAUCUGAGCCCAGUGACUCUGGCUUCCAUAGCGUUAGCACGGGAGAGCACAGACGACUUCACAAGAUCCACGCAGGUCACACUCACCGCCAGACUCCCCACCUCCGCUCAGGCCACUCCCCUCGGGAGCAAAGAGGACGCUGGGACUUGGAGUCCAUUCCUGAGACGACGCCGAUGAUUCAGUCCGGAAAGCCUCAGGCCUCCCACUGCUCAGUGGGGAACAGCACGACCACCACGGUCCAUUUCCACAGAGCUGAGAGGAGUCCCACUUUACCACGCCAUUGUUCACCCCCGUCGCCUUCAGUCGGUUGCCGGACCGAACCCUGCCAGCGGAGGGCGCUGUGGUUGGAGCAGCAGGGUGCUGGCAGGAUGAUGGAAACUCCUGGGAGGAGUCGGACUAUAAUGGACCUGAGUGUAGGACAGCAGCGCCGCAGGGCGAGUCACCCCAACAUGACGGAUCCAAACCUGCACCAGAACGGCCAUCCCAGUCCGACCAGUGACACGAUGGGGCCAAGGAGCAGGGCCAGUUACCCCAGCAACAGUCAUCCCGCUGGACACCUCAGCAUCGACGGAGCCAGUCUGACCAGUCGUCACAGCUCUAAUCGGAGCAGGGAGGAGGACUCCCUCUCUAAGAGUCCUGGCUCCGCCUCCAGCGGCGUCUCAAACUGGCGUGGGUUCCAGACCUUCGGGGGUCACGUGGAGAAGCCUAAAGGUUCCUGCGCUUCUCUCUACAGCACACUGGGGGCUCCGCAGCGCAGUCCUCGGUCUCCAACGUCCCCCCGCUCAAGACUGUCCAAUCAGAAGUCAGUCAGGAACCAGCUGCUCAGGGCCCGAGCUUACCGAUUGGCCAGGGAGCGCAGUGAGGUCACCACAGACGAAGAGGUACGAGGAGAGGGGGGGAGGCAGGGAGACGAGGACGGGGAGGACGGCCGCUGGGCUGGACGGUACUGGAGCCGCACCGAAAGAAGGCGUCAGAUGGCGUUGUCACGGCAACACAGAGAAAGGAGGGGUGUAGGGGAGGAGAUGGUGGGAGGAGGCCAGGGGGCGCUGUCGUCCCAGAUGGUUCUGGAGCUGAGCCACAUGAAACAGAACCGGCUGAGAAACAGCAAACUGCUGGAUGACUGGACCACCGUGGAGGAGCUGCUGACCCACGGGACCCGGGUGGAGAGCGACAGCCAGCUGUGUCCCAGCCCGCUGCUGUCCGUCACCACCGUCUGACCGGGUCAGAACCAUCUGACUGGGUCAGAACCACAGCUGUCCGUCACCACCGUCUGACCAGGUCACAACCGCUCAGUCUGACCGGGUCAGAACUGUCCGUCACCACCGUCUGACCGGGUCAGAACCGUCUGACCAGGUCAGAACCACAGCUGUCCGUCACCACCGUCUGACCAGGUCACAACCGCUCAGUCUGACCGGGUCAGAACCGUCCGUCACCACCGUCUGACCGGGUCAGAACCACUUGCAGACUCUGACCCAGAUUCAGUAAAGGUUCUGAGUCAUAACCAAACCAGUUACCUCUGGGCUUUCGGGAAAACCCGGUCCAGUUCGGUCUGAUCAGAACCAAAUGAACAUCCUGCUUCUGUUCAGUGAAAUUAUCUCAACGGGUUUUGUUUUUGAACCAGAACCAGAACCCAGUCCUUUUAACUUUUAACCAAAUCUCCUAUAACAGUAUUAAUGUUUGGUACCCGGUACUGGUUCUGCUGGGACCUCUGGAUCAAACAGGUGAUCAGAACCUUUCAGAACCUGCAUCCUACCAGGAGUUUCUUCUGUGGAUCAGAACCAAGAGGCAGUUUGGUUCAAACUAAACCUGGAAUCGAAUAUUUGAGUCUGGCGCCUCAUGGAACCGAAACAGAACCUGAACGGGUCGUGACCGGCUCCUUCACGUGCUGUGGAAGCUCACUCCUCUUCUUCACGGCUUUUCUCUACGGGUCAUCAGCGUCAGAAUGGACUCCAUGUGGGAAAGAACUCCGGUCCGCCUGACCGGUCCUCGGUUCUCUUUGGGCCGGGCCAGGUGUGUAAAUAAAAGAUCCGUCCUGGAGCUCAGAACCCAGACAGCAUCGGAUCGUCCCUGAUGUUAAAAGCUGGCAUCCGCUAGAUAAUCCAACACGGAUUUUAUCUGCUGCUUUUCCUCCGACCUGAAAACGAACUAAAAUCCUGGAGAAUACGGAAUUAUUUCAUCAGGAAAACCCGUUUUCCUGAUUUAUUUUCCUUCUUUUCAGAACCUAAACGAACCGAAAUAUCAGCAACAUCUCAGACGUUUUCACUGACAGUAAGGCUCCAGGUCGUUCCCAUGGAAACGUUCCGAACCUCAAUUCAGAUAGGAUUAACAAGCUAACGGCUAGUUGUGUGUUGUCCUUGGUGUCACUGCGUCGCCUGCUGAAGGUGGGAAUGUUCCAGGCUGUGUCAGAAUCACGCCAGCUAGCUGCUGCAGCCCGCUGAAGCUAAUUAAUGAUCAUGUGACAUAAACCUGACAGCAAAGCAACGACGUAGGGCUGUGGCGUACUUGCUGUUUAAUGACGCAAACGCAUAAAUAAAAUGGCUGCCAAGUUAUUUGCGUUGAUUUGAAGCGUUAUUUGUGCGCGUCUCCCAAAAUUAAUGCAGCGCAACGCGUCCAAAUGCCACAAUAUACCAGUAGGUGGAGCAACCAGUGGGUGGAGCAACCAGUAGGUGGAGCAACCAGUGGGUGGAGCAACCAGUGGGUGGAGCAACCAGUAGGUGGAGCAACCAGUGGGUGGAGCAACCAGUGGGUGGAGCAACCAGUGGGUGGAGCAACCAGUAGGUGGAGCAACCAGUGGGUGGAGCAACCAGUGGGUGGAGCAACCAGUAGGUGGAGCAACCAGUGGGUGGAGCAACCAGUGGGUGGAGCAACCAGCAGGUGGAGUUGACAAAGCGAGACACACCACGGUGACUCCGUCUCUGGUUUAGAGGUCUUUCACACCAGCUACGAUACCGCUGCUGUCUUUUUUCUGUCGUGAUCUCAAAAUUAACCAGAGAGUGAGCUCUUUUAUUGACGCCAUGGGCGUUUCUCUAUGUCAAGGCACCUUGCUUACGAGGACACGGUCCUUCCUUGGUCAAAGAAAACGGUUAAAUGGAACGGACUUGCAUCACGUGACCACGGCGGUCGCGUAACGCCAUGUGACACGGGAGAUAACGUUAUAUUUUAUACGUAUUAGUUUCGAUAUAAAUAUAUAAUGAGCCUUUUACUUUUUAAGUUGUGUUUUUGUUUAUUAAAUAAAAAAUAUAUGAGUGAGUUACUACCCGCUAGCCACCGAAGCUGCAACUACUAACCAACUAACCAACCAUAGAUAACUUCUUUGGAUCUAAAAGACAUUUUAAAUUAGCUGACUUACUUUUAAACUUGAAAUUUGUCCCAGAAGUAGCUGCCGGCUUCUGAUCCGCCGUCUUUUUGAAAAUACCGCGGUGUAUUCUGGGUAAUUUUUGACCAAGGCUAGGCUACAAGACACCUCCCGUGUUUCCUUGCUCAGCUAGCUAAACGGCUAACAAACGGAGAACACACGCCUCGGUAGAACAUGAACAUUGGAACACGUCUUGGUGGUUCCUGAUGACGUGUCUCCUAGGCAACCGGGGCGGGGCCAAGGCAUCAAGGCAGGUUGUACUCUCUUUCUGGUCUGAGUUCUAUAGUGCGCCCCCUAGUGGAACCCUCCAGUACUAUAUGCAGUGCCGUCUAGCAGCAAGUGUGUGAACAGCCUGCGCCACCGCGCGGUUAAACAGCAAGUACAUUCCAGGCCUUAGGAAUCAAGCUUGUGAAGUUUUGAGAAGGCAGCGACCUCAAACUAGCCGUUAGCAUGCCAAAUCUCUGAGGGUGGUGAGGUGUUACUGUCGACGUUUCCAUAGAAACCACGCCACCAGAUUAGGAUUCACAAUGGCUGUGCUCCAGGUGGUUCUGGUUAGUGGUCGGAUCCAGUCUGAGCAGGGACACAUUCACGUAAUCAGGUCAAAGGUUGCAACGCGACGUGUCGGACAUAAAAAAAACUGUCCGAUGCAAUUUGUUAAAAUUUAAAAAUACUGUUUAUUUUCAUAUUUUGUAAAACAAUUCAAUGAAAUGAGCUCCAGAGGAUCCGGGUCAGCGGGUCGGGCCUGAAGCGAGCACAGGAGUUACUCCUAACGUGUGUUUUGUGUUGAUGUCACAACAAAAAGGGAAUUUAAACGUUGACAGGAACUGGUCAGCAGUAAUUAGCCAAAGACGUGUAACCUUGGACCAUCAGAGUAUCCUAGUAAUACUAAAAUAUAUUUUAUAACCAUAGUAGCUUUAUAUACUUGAUUUUUGCUUCUGCUUCUCAUCGUUUUGUUAGUCAGUAGAUGGAUGUUAGCUUAAAAAAUCUGCAUCUAGCAUGCUAACUCCUUAGCACUGAACACACACACACACACACACACACACACACACACACACACACACACACACAGCUUUUGCACAAUCUUAGGGAAAGACAUCAGGACCCAUUUUUGUCACUUUCACAUCACUGGGGGGGGGGGGGGGGGGGUGGACCCUGAGGACAGUCAGGUUCGUCUAUCACCUGGUCACAGGUGCUUUAUUGGAAGAGGGUCAAACCCUGUCACUGGUCAGCUGGUGCAUCCGGAUCUCCUCAGGUUUGCUCAGGUCAUGUUUUAGGGUGUCAUUAAAGCCUGAUUCAUGCCUCUCCGUCUGCGUCUGCGUCAGCGAGGAGACACGCAACGUCCUUGCGGGCCUGCCGGAGAGCUCCGCAAGGACGGACGGAGUCGAGCUCUCUUUCCUAAACAUCCGUCAGUCGAGACGGACAACGCAAGCUUGUGAUUGGUCAGGACGCCGCUGUCGUCUACAGCGCCUCCAUUGCGCCCUCAACAACAUAAAGAGAGCCGAGGAUAACUAGCGGCAGACACGGAGAAGCUUGAAGAAUACCUCGCGAAAAAACUCUAAAAACAUGAGCGUUUUAUUUGUGGACAGAAAUGACAGGAAACGUGGGUUUAGAGGUGGCGAGCGCAUGAAGAGGUGGAGGAGGAUGAGAGACAAAUAUGUCUGUGUUAAAAAGUCUCUUGUAUACAAAAAACACAAUAUAAACACACUAUCUUGUACCGAUACAUGACAGGAUACCACAGAACAGCGCUACGCCCUCUGCUGUCCUGGCGGGGAAUUGCUCUGCAACACUCUCCAGGAGACGGAGAAGUAUGAGAGCAAAACGCUUCCGUCAAUCCGUGCGUGUCUGUCCCUCACGGAGCUGACGGAGAAGCAUGAACCAGGCUUAACUUUAAAGACAGGGUUCCCUUAGGUUCUAGUUUACACACACACACACACACACACACACACACACACACACACACACACACGGUCACUUCCUAUCCAAACACAUCAAAGUGAAUCUAAAAGAUUUUGAAAAUGGCGUGUGUGUGUGUGUGUGUGUGUGUGUGUGUGUGUGUGUGUCUCUGUGCGCGCGUCUGUGUGUGUGUGCGCGCGUCUGUGUGUGUGCAUGUGUGUGUGUGCGUGUGUGUGUCUCUCUGUGUGUGAGUGCAUGUGUGUGUGUGUAUUUGUGUGUGUGUGUGUGAGUGCAUGUGUGUGUGUGUAUUUGUGUGUGUGUGUGUGCGUGCAUGUGUGUGUGUGUAUUUGUGUGUGUGUGUGUGCGUGCAUGUGCGCGUGUGUGUGCGUGUGUGUGUGCAUGUGUGUGUGUGCGUGAGACAGGUUUAGAGUUGUUCUGAUUAAGAACAGAUGAGAUGAUGUUCUCCUGCUCUUCUGUCCUCUGACCCGUCUCGUGUCGGGUCAGACUUGAGAUGUCAGGUGUGUGUUGUUGUGUGUGAACCCUAACUGUGACUCUGAUUAGUGAAACGAUCACUGAUGGAUUUUACACAACUCUUGUGAAAAACAUUAAAAUGUGCCAGACGUGAA